GCGCGACGCGACGGGCGCGGGGGCGCGGGGGCGCGUCCGCGGCGUUGGACCAGGUCGAGCGCGAGGUGAAGGACGGCGCGGUGUCGUUCGUCCUGCUCGCCGGUGGGGUCGGGAAGCGCAUGGGGGCGGACGUGCCGAAGCAGUACUUACCGUUAAUGGGGACGCCGAUCGCGAUUUGGUCGUUGAAGAAGUUUGCGACGAUGCCCGAGGUCGGGGAGAUCGUCGUGGUGUGCGACCCGUCGUACGACGACGUCUUCUCGAGCGUUGCGAUCGAGAAGCCGCUGACGUUUGCGAGGCCGGGUAAGGAGAGACAGGAUUCGGUGUACAAUGGGAUGCAGGCGGCUCGAGAGGGGGCGGAGCUGUUGGCGAUUCACGACAGCGCGCGGCCGUUGUGCGCGCUGGCGGAUGCGAGGCGGUGCUUCAAUGACGCGAAGACGCACGGUGCGGCUGUUCUCGCGGUGCAGAGCAAGGCGACGAUUAAGGAAGUGAAUGCGGAUUUAAGCAUCGAUAAGACGUUGGAUCGAAGCCGUUUAUGGGAGAUGCAGACGCCGCAGGUUAUGCGCCCGGAGCUUUUGCGUCGUGGAUACGAUCUCGUCAAUAGUAAAGGCUUGGAGGUCACCGACGACGUUUCGAUCGUCGAGCACCUGGGUGAGCGCGUGCAGGUAACGCCGGGAAGCUAUUUUAACCUCAAGGUCACGACGCCGGAGGACAUGUUCAUCGCAGAACGAUUGAUGAAGGAGCAAGGCGACGCCGUGGCGUGA
Ostreococcus tauri is the source of this 761-nucleotide messenger RNA. RefSeq names its product 2-C-methyl-D-erythritol 4-phosphate cytidylyltransferase. Gene Ontology annotation, biological process: isoprenoid biosynthetic process. Lineage: Eukaryota; Viridiplantae; Chlorophyta; Mamiellophyceae; Mamiellales; Bathycoccaceae. Gene Ontology annotation, molecular function: 2-C-methyl-D-erythritol 4-phosphate cytidylyltransferase activity. The annotation marks the transcript as partial. The transcript has a single exon. The record is from RefSeq and is a predicted model, not a curated record.